Paramecium sonneborni is the source of this 450-nucleotide messenger RNA. Lineage: Eukaryota; Ciliophora; Oligohymenophorea; Peniculida; Parameciidae. The record is from the annotation of a GenBank genome assembly.
AAUUAUUUAAAAAAUCUUUUUUUAACACAUCUAAUUUCAAGAAUCGUGAUGAAUUUCGAUGAAGCUUCUUAAUCUUCACUCCAUACUUAUAGAGUCAAAACUCGUCAAUAAUAAAAGGGCAUUUAACCUUGUAUUCAAAAAUCAAAAAGAAAAUAUAGUCAUAUUUCUCCAGAUAGAAAGACUUAGUUAAUUUCUCUUGUGCUUGAUAAAAAACUUAGAAUCAAAGAUGUAUAUAUUUAUAAAUAUUACUUGCAUUAGGCAGCUAUAAUUUGUAGUUUAAAUUACUCCACAGCCAAAACCAUUCUGUAUACUUUGAGACAUAGACCACCUAAGUAAGCCUUAUUUAAAUCAAUUUCAAAUUCAAGAAAGCCAAAACUCAUAAUGAAAAUUCUUAUUAAAGGCAAACUUGUGAAUGAAUAUGAUUUUUAUGCAAAAUCGCUUCAGAGCUGA